AUGGAAAACAAUAUCACUUUCGUGACAGCGUACUUCUACAUCGAGACGUUCCUAAAGGGUACACACAGCCGUGGAAUACAACAUUAUCAGGCAUGGGUAGAAGAAUUCUCUAAACUUGAAAAUGAUUUGAUUGUUUUUACAGAUUCACAUGAAAUAGAAAAUAUAAUAUGGAGAGCGAGAAGCCAUCUUCCUAUGCACAAAACAAAUAUUUAUUUCACAAACCAAGCGGAUUUGUGGGCAUUCAGCUUUUCAAUUCAAAUUAAAGAAAUAUUCGCGCAGCCAGGCUAUCCAAAGCACCACCCAAACACAGUGAUAGAACAGUACGCUUGUGCCAUGCACGCCAAAUACGAGUUGAUAGAAAGGGUGAUACGAGAGCGCAUGUUUCGGACAAAGUAUUUGGCGUGGAUCGACAUAGGCUACUUCCGCGUCAGAUUUAAGAAACCGUUCCAACUCCAAAUUCCGCCAGACUUCAAAGAUGAUCACAUCGCAUUUAGUCAGAUGAAUGCAUUUCAGUCGCACAGUGCUUUUACAAUCAUUAGCGAAGAUGCUGUUUGGGUAGCAGGCGGUAUGUUUAUAGGAAGACCGGAGUAUUUAAAAAUAUUCGUUGAGGACUACAAGCGAUUAGUUGAAUUAAUGAUCGCGAGGCGUCUGAUGGCUACAGACCAAAACUUGUUGUAUAUAAUGUACACAAAAGCAGAACACGUGUUCCCGCGGGUACCCUUGCAGACAUACAGCGCCCCUUGUAAAUGUGACUGGUUCUAUCUUGGAAACCAUUGUCGUCAUGUUUAUCAGAUGUCACAAGUAGUACGUCGUCGGAGGGCUGCAGGGAGAGGACAACUUCUUAGUGUUUAUCAGCAGUAUAUUUAG
This is a messenger RNA of Ylistrum balloti, 867 nucleotides long. RefSeq lists its product as uncharacterized. Lineage: Eukaryota; Metazoa; Mollusca; Bivalvia; Pectinida; Pectinidae. The transcript has a single exon. The record is from RefSeq and is a predicted model, not a curated record. The coding region runs from base 1 to 867 and encodes 288 amino acids.